AUCACAGGCGUUGUCCUUUCUGCCACCACAGGACAGAUGAUUGCAGGCUGAGAUUCUACAUAAUGUCCAGAAAAUGCACAGACCCUAGGCGCAGCCAGGGACUCCACACGUGACUUAACAUUCUGCAACGAUUUUCUGGCACAUCAAGACUUGCUGUGCCGCCCAACAUGCGUGCUUGGCGUCUUUCACCUCAUUUAUUCCUCAGACCACCACCUUUUCUUCCUCAAGGCGCUAUGGUUUGUUUUUGAUGCAUUUCGUAGCCUUGUUAUCUGGUCUUUGAGACCCUACCCUUUUGCUCCGCAAGACAUUCGCUUCCCAUACGAAAUACUUGCAACAGUACGGCUAAGAUGCUAUUAGUUCGAAGGUUUGCCAAACCUUUUUAUCAGCUGGCCGUCUUGAGCUGCAUCCUGCUCUUUGCCACCACCUAUCUUCUAUUCUCCGAGACGUUGGACCUUGAUGUCAUUUACCAUUAUUCGAAGAAGUCUGCAGUAGACGAAUAUCUCUCUUUACUCGAGCCGUCUCGUUUACGAUGGCAUCCAAUCGAUCAUCUGAUACACGACGCCAACACGACAUUCCACAGCAUCCUGCAGUCCCGUUCCACAAGUCUGGCAGACGCUGCGGCGCAAUAUCGAUCUCGACGGGGCCGACACCCGCCACCGGGUUUUGAUAAGUGGUUCGAAUAUGCACAAAGCCACGGUGCGGUUAUCGUGGAGGAAUUCUUUGAUCGCAUCGAGCAUGAUAUCCGACCAUUCUGGGCGCUGAAUGCCACCGUCUUAGCCACGCGCGCCGCUGGCUGGCACCAUCGUGUGCGCGUACGAAAUGGCAAGACAACUAUGAUGGGCGAUGUUACAAACAAGGUGCCAUGGCUGGAAUUAUGGAUGAAACUAGUGAGAAAAGCAGGAAAGUGGCUACCCGACGUGGAUAUGCCCAUCAAUUACAUGGACGAGUCCAGGCUCCUUGUGCCGUUCGAAGUGGUGGCUCAGCUGGUGGAAGAGGCGGACAAGAAGAGGCGAAUCACGCCAGUUGAAACGACGAAGGCGACGUACCACUGGCCAGUCGGUGUCGACAUGGAAGAUCCCAAAGCAUAUGAUCCAGACUGGGUGCGGAAUCCAUAUUGGGAUUUGUCCCGAAUGGCCUGCCCUCCCGAAUCGCCCGCGCGGAACAUCUCAGCCAUCACCGACUUCUCCGGCCCCCCGACCUUUCCCGAUCACUGGCAACCGUCUUACACGCAGAAUGGCUACGUCAAGAACUUCACCGCUGCCUCUGAUCCGUGUAUCCAGCCGCACCUUCGCGGCCUUCACGGCACAUUCAUCGAGCCAGUCAGCAUGUCCACCUCACGCGAGCUGAUACCUCUUUUCGGCGGUAGCAAACUCCCAAUGAACAACGAGAUCCUAAUCCCCGGGGCCAUGUAUCUCAGCACCGACUCAUUCUACUCGGGGGGUUGGACACAUGGCCCGUCAUGGAGGAAGAAAAAGGACACGAUCAUAUGGCGUGGUAUGGCGUCCGGAGGGCGCAAUAAGCCAGAAAACUGGCGACACUUCCAUCGGCAUCGGCUAGUAGACAUGCUUAACGGUACAACAGUCGCCAGCGCCGAACACGGCCUGUCUGAGCCCUCCACAUUUGCCCUGCCGCCGCUGUCGCUGUAUGAUUUCCCUCGCAGGCGAGAGCAUCGACUGGGAGAGUGGCUUCGCCGCAUAGCCGAUGUCGGCUUUACAAGGCUCAACUGUAUCGACGGGGGCAGGGACUGCGACUAUGUCGCCCCUUACUUUAGUCUGGUCGAGCACAUGGAAAUGAAGAAGCAAUAUGCCUUCAAGUUUACCCCUGAUGUAGACGGAAACAGCUUCAGUGCACGCUUCCGCGGGCUUCUCCUCUCGACUUCUCUGCCAAUCAAGGCUACCAUCUACGCAGAGUGGCACGACGACCGUUUAACCCCUUGGCUCCACUUUGCGCCAAUGGACAACACUUUCCAAGACAUGUACGCCGUAUUGGACUAUUUCACCAGAGACAAGAAAGGCGAUGCCGCGGCUAGGUUCAUUGCUGAGACAGGAAAGAAGUGGGCCGAGACAGUGCUUAGGCGUGAUGACAUGCUGCUGUAUACCUGGAGAGCUUUGCUGGAAUUUGCAAGAGUGUGUGAUGAGGACAGAGAGAUGCUAGGGUUUGUGGACGAUCUGGUAUAAGUUCAGUACUUGGAUGGUAUUGCACAGGACGAAGUGAAUAAUAGUUUUGGGAUCUUUCAUGAGCGAGGCGUUUUACAGGAUGCUGGUCUCGGAGAAAUUCGGGGAUUUCGGAAUCAAAUAAAACAAGACGUGACUGUCCUUGCAGACAGAUAGAUGUUUUACCAUUCGAUUCGAUGCUGUCUAACUGUUCUCAAAAUGACAAAGAGAAAGCGAAGCGAUGUCCCAAA
Molecule: messenger RNA, 2404 nt
Organism: Phialemonium atrogriseum
Lineage: Eukaryota; Fungi; Ascomycota; Sordariomycetes; Cephalothecales; Cephalothecaceae
Product: lipopolysaccharide-modifying protein
Exons: 1
Coding region: 348-2177 (609 amino acids)
Source: RefSeq, a predicted model, not a curated record